AUGGGACUGGUCAAUGUAAGUUCUCCAGAAGUCUUUGUACUCUUGGGCUUCUCUGCACGACCCUCACUAGAACCUUUCCUCUUCAUCAUUGUCUCAGGGUUUUAUGUGGUGUCUAUCUUGGGCAAUGGCAUCAUCAUUCUGGUUUCCUGCAUGGAUGUGCACCUCCACACUCCUAUGUACUUCUUUCUUGCCAACCUCUCCUUCCUGGACAUUAGCUUUACCACAAGCAUUGUCCCACAACUCCUGGUCAACCUCUGGGGGCCACAGAAAACCAUAAGCUAUGGAGGGUGUGUGGUCCAGUUCUAUAUCUCCCACUGGCUGGGGGCGACUGAAUGCAUCCUCCUGGCAGUCAUGUCCUAUGACCGCUAUGUUGCCAUCUGUAGGCCACUGCAUUACACUGUCAUCAUGCAUCCACAACUUUGCCUUGGCUUGGCCCUUGCCUCGUGGCUUGGGGGUCUGACCACCAGCAUGGUGGGCUCCACACUCACUAUGCUCCUGCCACUCUGUGGGAACAAUUGCAUUGACCACUUCUUCUGUGAGAUGCCCCUCAUUAUGCAACUGGCUUGCGUGGACACCAGCCUCAACGAGGUAGAGAUGUAUGUGGCCAGCUUUAUCUUUGUUGUCUUGCCCCUGGGUCUCAUCCUGGUCUCAUACAGCUACAUCACCGGGGCUGUGAUGAAGAUCGGGUCAGCAGAAGGAUGGAGAAAGACCUUCAACACCUGCUCUUCGCACGUGGCCGUUGUGGCUCUGUUCUAUGGGAGCAUCAUCUUUAUGUAUCUCCAGCCAGCCAAGAGUAACUCUCACGAAAAGGGCAAGUUCAUAGCCCUCUUCUACACUGUUGUCACCCCGAUGCUGAACCCCCUGAUUUACACGCUCAGGAACAAAGAUGUGAAGAAGGCUCUCCGGUGCAUUGUGUUAGAGAACUGCUGUGGCUUUGCAGGGUCAUGGGAACAUAUUUAG
This is a messenger RNA of Zalophus californianus (California sea lion), 960 nucleotides long. Its product is annotated as olfactory receptor 2C3. The coding region runs from base 1 to 960 and encodes 319 amino acids. Gene Ontology annotation, molecular function: olfactory receptor activity; G protein-coupled receptor activity. The transcript has a single exon. Gene Ontology annotation, cellular component: membrane. The record is from RefSeq and is a predicted model, not a curated record. NCBI's taxonomy places the organism in Eukaryota, Metazoa, Chordata, Mammalia, Carnivora, Otariidae. Gene Ontology annotation, biological process: G protein-coupled receptor signaling pathway.